AUGUCUACCAUUGGGGUCAAGCGGGCCUGUGACCAAUGCCAUGCAGUCAAAGAGAAGUGCCGAAGAGAAACCCCUACUGUGCCAUGUGAGAGAUGCGCUCGCCUGGGUCAGAGUUGCAGGACUAUACGAAGCCCAGGAAAAGCUGGACGCAAACCACAAGGUGCACGGAAACUAUCAUAUACCCUACCAAGUACACCUAUCUCAGCUGCAGGUGAUAUGUUAAAUGAAUCGCCGGGGUACUCGUCACCUACUUCUACCUUGCUUUACAACGCUGGAUUGAGCAGUAAUCCUGCCAUAUUCUCCGACCUUGAUGAAUGGGAACAAUAUUUUCUGGAUUUCAUGAGAGACAUCAUCGCUCCUUCACCUCUAGACAAGUUCCUAGUGGGACCAAGUUUUCACGACUCACAUCAUACUUCAUUUGUGCAAAACCUCAUCCAACCGAUCCCCGAACUGAAGAACGCUUCUGUCGCUUGUGCUGCCGUUCUAUUUGGCGAUUUAUUUACCGAGCAUACGAACACAACUGUUGACAUUGGGCACAAACGUGCAGCAUUAGCUGUAUCAUCACUUCGGUCAUUUCGGAUAUCGGAUGAAAAAGAUUUGAUGACGAUGCUCGUACUGACCGUGGCGAUGAUAACAUUUGCGAUGCAUGUGGAAGAUGGUCAGCCAUAUCUGAUUGCCCGCUAUACUCUGAGUCUUAUCGAAGCUCAGUACCAGCACUUAAUCAGAUUCGAGUCACCCAUGAUGGGUCUGCUUAUGUGUCUGAUCAGCACAGACACAUUUGAAUGUUUAUUGAGAUCUGAGGUACCGGCAUGGAGAAUCAAUACUACUGAGCGUGAGAAUGUUGUAGACCGAUACCUCGGUCUGAGCUAUCCGCUCUUCCCGUUGCUUUAUGAUAUAUGCGAGGUGGCCGAUCAACUCCAACAUUGCAAAAACGAAGAAAGAGCUGAAAUUGCCGGUCGGCUUACAGCAAUAAACACGACUGUGGAUAACUGGCAUCCAUCACCACCGGUGGACCUUGUUCAAUGCUUUACUCAGGCUGAGGUGAUCAUAAUUUCAGCACAAGCCAAGAUACUACGCUUGACCGGGCUACUGAUUAUUCAUCGCCUGAAACAUCCAUUUGGCCAACACGAUGAUGAAGGACAGGUCUUAUCGCGAGCUAUCAUCUUCGAAUUUGAUACUGUACUUCAGCUCACAAAUCGCUCCGUACCAUGUACAUCCCUCGCCUAUUUAACUGCAUGCUUUGAGAUUUCCGGAGAAGAUGGGAGGGAGACUGCAUUGAUACGAAGUGCAAAUGUUGUUACUUUUUCGAAGCAAGCACUGGUAAAGCUUAAUGCAUCUUUAGUGUCGAUCUGGAGGGCAAGAGACCAAGGAAGUCAGUUCUAUUGGACUGAACUAGCGAAGUAUCUUUGA
Penicillium malachiteum is the source of this 1410-nucleotide messenger RNA. Its product is annotated as Zn(II)2Cys6 transcription factor domain-containing protein. The record is from RefSeq and is a predicted model, not a curated record. Gene Ontology annotation, biological process: regulation of DNA-templated transcription. Lineage: Eukaryota; Fungi; Ascomycota; Eurotiomycetes; Eurotiales; Aspergillaceae. The transcript has a single exon. Gene Ontology annotation, molecular function: DNA-binding transcription factor activity, RNA polymerase II-specific; zinc ion binding. Bases 1 to 1410 code for a protein of 469 amino acids.